This is a messenger RNA of Oncorhynchus mykiss (rainbow trout), 3177 nucleotides long. Its product is annotated as sperm-associated antigen 16 protein. Lineage: Eukaryota; Metazoa; Chordata; Actinopteri; Salmoniformes; Salmonidae. Gene Ontology annotation, biological process: axoneme assembly. The record is from RefSeq and is a predicted model, not a curated record. Gene Ontology annotation, cellular component: axonemal central apparatus. Gene Ontology annotation, molecular function: protein binding.
AUAUAGGGGGACUGACGUUUUAAUGUGCAGCGAUCAGUGCUAAGGUGUGUGUGUGUUUGUCAUUGAGUGGUGGUGCUAUAACGUCAACCGUGAAUUGAAUAUGCCACCUGCUGUAAUUGUUUUGCCAUUGCAGGUUAGGAAACGAACGCAGUUUUCGUUUUCUCUCUCGCUCGCUCCCUUUCUAUUUCAUCUCUUUCUUUAUUGGCAAUUUGGCAUGACGUACACAGGUAGGCCUAGCUAUAUAAUAACAUUUUUUUUAAUCACAUUGAAUGCAUUCAAAUCAAUGGCAAUGGCAUUAGAUAUUGUGUGACAUUGGAUAUCAUUAGAUAUUGUGUGUUGUGUGUUUCUGUCUAUUUUACACACUCCUGCGUAAUUGUUGCAGUUGAGGAAUAAAGGAUUGGGGGAAAAAAGAUAAGUAUUUUUUAUUUAGAUUGAAAACCACCCACAUUUCUCUGGCCUGUAGGGUUGAUUGGCUUAUCAAUUUCCAUAGACACUUGGCAAACAGGAUGUUUAAUCUCUCAGCGUUCGAGAAUGUGUGACCAUGGAGACGGAUAAACAAACACAGAAAGCGGUUGUUGGUAGAAUGGCUGCGAAAAAUGAAACAGCGCAAGAAUCUGUCGAUGGGCCAUAUUACCUCGAAAAGGUGUUGAUACCAGAUGACUCAGACGACGAUUAUCAAUAUGAGGAGGUUCUUGCCGAUGAAGAAAGGAGCUUGGCAGAGGGGGAUGAUGAGGAUUUGGAGGCCGCGGUAAGAGCAUUGCGCGAUGCUUCAGAUGGAACGGGGUCAGUGUUACAGAGGCUCAGCUCAGCUAAGCAACCCGUCUCACACAUUCCAGAAGUGGUGGACGACUUUCUCCGCAACUUCCUUGUCAAAAUGGGCAUGAGCAGAACUUUGGAUUGUUUCCAAGCAGAGUGGUACGAAAUGGAGCAGAGGGGGUUGUUGAAAACCGAGCUAGUGGAGUUUGUGCCUGACGCGUAUACACACAACCAACUUCUAGACAACGAGCUGAAGAAUGUACAGAGAGAGCGGGACAGCUACAGGCAGGCAGCUUCCAAAGCUAGCGAAACACUGGUAAAACUUCAGAAAGAGAGGGAUUUCCAUCGUCUGCAGCAUAAGCGUGUUGUCCAAGAAAAGAACAGGCUUGUUGAAGACAUCAAACGACUGAAGAAGCACUAUGGGUCAUAUGAGCCUGCACUGAAGCAGUUGAGUGAUAAGUACCAAGUGGCGCUGAAACAGAAGAUGCUCAUCAGUUUAGAGAGGGACAGAGCAUGUGGCCAGGCCAACAGUCUGGAAGCGACCCUGUGUAAUGUACAUUCCUCAUCUACAAUCCGCUCAGCCAACAGAGACACAGGUCUGCCCCCACAACAGGAGAAAUAUCAGAGUACGUCUGGGAAAGGAAUCCAGCUACAGAAUGAUGGAAUUGCACUCUAUGACCAAGACAAAGACCCAACCAAAAACACAGCUCAGAAACACCUGAAAGACUCAGAGUUUCCUGUCAGCAGCCGUGUGAACCCCUACUUAGGCCAAAUUAAAGCCCUGGCCUCACACUGCCCCAAAGCAUCUGGAUUCCGCUUCACCAACUCACUGAAGGCCCAUACCCUGCCAAUAAGCUGUCUCGCCCUGCACCCCCGGAAGUUUAUUGUAGCCUCCUCCAGUGACGAUCAGCUCUGGAGGUUGUGGGGUAUGCCCAUGGGGGACAUGAUCAUGACUGGAGAGGGUCAUAGUGAUUGGCUCUCUGGCUGUAGCUUUCACCCAAAUGGUGGUAGCCUGGCCACCACCAGUGGAGACACAACAGUAAGGAUCUGGGAUUUCUCCCAAGGCCGCUGCAUCCUGACUCUGGAUGGCCACACCCAUGCCACUUGGGGCUGCUCCUUCCACUCAUGUGGGGACUUUGUGGCCUCCUGCUCAAUGGACAACACUACAAAGGUGUGGGACCUGCAGAGCGAGCGCUGUCGUAGCACACUGCGUGGCCACGUUGACUCGGUCAACAGUGUUACUUUCCUGCCCUUUUCCAACACUCUUCUUACUUGUUCAGCUGAUAAAACCCUGUCUUUGUGGGACGCCAGGAUUGGCCUGUGUGCACAGACCUUCUAUGGCCACCAGCACUCCUGCAACCAUGCCACCUUUAAUGCACUGGGCAACACUGUUGCCUCCUGUGAUUCAUAUGGAGUGGUCAAACUAUGGGAUGUGAGGAAAGUAGCAGCCUUGAUAACCAUGGACACUGGGCCACAUCCCAGCAACCAAAUGGCCUUUAGCCCGUCAGGCCGAACACUGGCUAUCGCCAGUAAUGAUGGCUCAGUUAAGCUGGUGGAGCUGGCAUCUACUCAGGUGUCCAGUUUAUUGGGCCAUGAUGAUGCUGUCCAGAGUGUAGUCUUUGAUCACAAGGGGGAGUACUUAUUAUCAGCUGGGUCAGAUGGUGCCAUUCUCAUCUGGUCGUGAAAUUAAUAAAUGUUAAAAAUGAUUUUUAGCUGAUUAUUAAACGUAAAAUGGACUUCUAAUUGCUGACGUGUUACAUUGUUUGAUUCUUGCACAUAAUUCUGUUCUCCAAUUAUCUUAUUUUUGAAGAACAUUUACCACUUUUCCUGAAUAAAAUAAGAUAUUUAAAGAUGUUUUAUAAUUUACUCAUUUAUUUCUGAAUUGAAGCAUGAAAAAGGUUUUAAUGACCUUAUUUACAUGAUUCACAUUAGCUAUGCCUAUGAUUAAUACAAAUCACUAAUUUAAUUGACACAAGUAGUCUACCGUUAAGGAAAAACCUAGUCGUUUCUCUCUAGAAUGCCCAGGUGCGGCGCUAUGAUUUUAGUAGCCCUUUUUUGAGUGGAGAGCGGAAGUGGGAAGAAGCACAGACACAACAUCUAUAAAAACAAAACAAAACGUGCACACGAGAUACAAUUGGAAGUUUCAAUUUUUUAAGGUUCACCGAGAUUAAAGCUUGGUAUCAAUUUAAGAGUAACGUUGUUUACAUAUGGUUGCUCGCAUAGAUAAUGUUUUAUAGGCGACAUUUUACACAAAUGAGCAUGUUCUGCAUCUCACAUUAGCUAGCUAAUUGCUAACGUUAGCCAGCCAGCCAGCCAGGGUUGGUAACAUUAUUUAACUUUAAUUUGGUCUCUUAACUUAGCAGCACUGUGUAAGCAACUAUGGAAAGCCUGUACAAGCGUCAAGUGUUCGCGACGAUGCGA